AUGACCGCCUCCCAAAACGCCAUACUGGCGUCCGCCCCCGGAAAAGUCAUCCUUUUUGGCGAGCACGCCGUUGUCUACGAGAAGCCAGCGAUAGCAGCCAGCCUCGCAUUACGAACCUACGCAUGGCUAGAACCUACCCAUGCAACGACUGCAGGGGCGAAUCCACCGCUGGUCAGGUUGCGGCUGCCUGAUAUUUGCCCGGAUCCGAUUGAGUGGGAUAGUGGCCGGCUGGAGACGUUAGCGCGGUUGCAUGGCAAAGGGGACAACGCGAAGACUCCAACGCCAGAAGCUCUGUCGUCGCUCGCAGAGGUGGUCAUCCUGGAAAGCCUGGCCCAGCUACAAUCAUCCCCCACUACCCAGGCGGCAGCCGCCUUCCUGCACCUAUACCUAUGCAUAUGUUGGAGACAUCAGGCAACACCCAAACCCCUCCCCCCAAUCGAGAUCUGCGUGCGCUCAGCGCUACCCGUCGGCGCCGGUCUAGGUUCCUCCGCAUCCUACAGCGUGGCGAUCGCGACCGCGCUGCUCGCAUACUCAGGCCAUCUGGACGGCGGCAACCUUACUACCACCGACAUGGACUUGAUUAACGGGUGGGCGUUCAUGGCCGAGAAGGUCAUCCAUGGGAAUCCGUCCGGGAUUGAUAACGCGCUGGCGACGUAUGGCGGUGCCAAACUGUACACGAAAGGGAAGCUGGAGACUGUAGACGGAUUCAGCGCAUUUCGGUUCCUCCUCACCGACACGCAAGUGCCGAAGAACACAAAGAAACAGGUGGAAGGGUUUAGGACGCGGAAGGAGCGGUACCCCGCCGUGAUGAACCACCUCAUCGAAGCCGUGGAGGGCAUCGCUCUAGAAUGUCGGCGACUGUUCGAAGCCAAAGACCAAAACUCUGAACAUGUCUCACAAGACGAAGUCUACGAAGUCAUGGAGACCCUCAUCGACAUGAACCACAGCAUCAUGGCCGCAUCCGGCGUCAGCCAUCCAAGCCUCGAAUCCGUCCGCCAGAUCACCGCACUGCACGGCCUGCGCUCUAAAUUGACCGGGGCCGGCGGGGGCGGCUGUGCGUUGACGCUUAUUCGGCAUGACACGACCCGCGAGACUCUCGACACCAUAAAAACAUCCCUCACAGCCCAAGGCUUCCGAUGCUACGAGACGGAGGUCGGGUGUCCUGGCGUGCGGAUAUCCCGCAGCCCGGGGAAAGAUGGCGAUGUUCGAAGCCGGUUUUGGGCGGGGGAGGGGGUUGAAUGGCGUAUGAUGGAUGAGGGUGUGGCGUAG
This is a messenger RNA of Fimicolochytrium jonesii, 1269 nucleotides long. Its product is annotated as ribosomal protein S5 domain 2-type protein. Bases 1 to 1269 code for a protein of 422 amino acids. The record is from RefSeq and is a predicted model, not a curated record. The transcript is spliced from 9 exons. Lineage: Eukaryota; Fungi; Chytridiomycota; Chytridiomycetes; Spizellomycetales; Powellomycetaceae. Gene Ontology annotation, biological process: ergosterol biosynthetic process; isoprenoid biosynthetic process. Gene Ontology annotation, cellular component: cytoplasm. Gene Ontology annotation, molecular function: mevalonate kinase activity; ATP binding.